AUUGAGUAAUUUUAGUUUGCUUAUAUUUGCAUAAUUUGUGCAUAAUUCAAUAUCAGAUAUAUUGUUUAUUAUUAUGAACCUAACUCUGUAUAUUACAUUAUAUAAAUACUUGUUUAAUUUGUAGGGUAUAUGAAUGGUAUAUGUUUGUUAAUAGAACAACUGAAAAAGAAAGUGUGUGCAACAUAAAACCAUCAAUAGUAAACAUUUUUAUUUAAUAAUUAAUACAGAAAAGUCACCAAAGGAUCUCUUGUAUGUCUCCUAUCAAUACCUUGUCAUUAUUAAAAACACAAAGGGGCAAGUACAUAUUACAAAAUGGAGACAUCAAGAAAAUUAAACAAGUUCAUGAUUUCCUCUAAAAACAUUGAUUCACCAAAGUCAAAUUUAUCUAAUACCAAUAUAUGGAAAGAACACAAUUUGCGCAUACAUACAAAAUCAAAACAUAAAAAGGAGAAAACAGAUUUAAAAAAUAUGAAGUUUCAAAGUACCAGAAAAUUUUCAAAAUCUCCAAAGAUUGUACUAAAAUUAUCUAAAUCUGAGGAGUUCAACUUAUCAAAAUUAAAGAGAUUUCAUUGGAGUAAAACAAUAUCGCCAUCAAACAAGGAAAAAUCUGGAGAAACUUCUCAUCGAAUAAUGAAUAAAACAGUAUCGCCAUCAAAGAAGGAAAAAUCUAAAAUUCCUUAUUAUUACACAAAUAAAAAAAUAUCACCAUCAAAUAAGAGGAAAUCUACAAAUUUGUAUAACACGGAUAUAGCUGCUUUCAUAAGAGAAAACACCAUAAAGGAUAGCUUACUAUUAAAAAAUCCAGUAGUAGUGCUGCAAAGACUUCCGAAGGAAAUUCCUUGCACAUCUAGCCCAAAUAGUAAAAGCAAUUUUAAAAGGAAUAAUUAUAACACGUCUAAUACACAAGAAGAAAUUGCUUUAGCAAUAAGUGAUGAGCAGGACAAUGGAGUAAAUAAAAACGAAACUUAUGAACUCGCUGAACCUGAAACACCAAAUUUACGCAAAAUACUACGUGAUAGACAAAAGACAAAAUAUGAGGAAUCCAAUUUAAAUGAAAAAGUAAGAAAAACAAGCUUUAGAGAAAGCAUGAAUUGUACACAUAAAUCUGUAUUACGAUCUACACCCGAGAUGAAGGAACUCACCAAGAAAUGCAAUCAUGCAAUGGUUGUGUUAAACCGAAUCAAAGAUAUUAGCAGUACUACAUCUGCAUUUGAAAGAAAAUCAGAUUCUGUUACGAACAAAAACAUUCCUGUCGUUAAAUCUCUUACUCCCACGUCAAGAUUACAUGGCGAUUCAAAGAUUAAAAGAACUCCCUUUACUCCUGCCACUAAAAAGCUAGGUUUGAAAAUUUCUGUAAGAAAGAAUGUUCCACACUUCGCUGAAAUUCAUAAGAAAUUAUUUGAUGAGCUAGAAUCUGCUGUAGAUGCACAACAACGACUGAAAGAGAGGCAUAGAGCACUGACUACACCGAAGGCCAAAAAUUUACCAAUAUCCAAUAUUACUCCAAAAAAUAAUUUUCUAAAAUACAAUUCAACCAAAAGUCGAAUCCCUUGUAAGACACGGUUGAAGGAUGCUACAAAUUGUAUUCAAAAAAAGGAACCAAAGGUAGAAAUAAUAAGCAAGCGUCAGCGACAAAACAGAGAAAUUCUAAAAGGUGUUAGAACAAAUCGACGUUUUGAAUUACAAAUGAAAUCUAGAAAUAUAAAACUAUAAUAGUUGAUCGGAUAACAAUAUUUUGCUAUUACGAAUUAUAUUAUACAUGAAUUUGUUUGUGUUUAGUGUGAUCUAAUCAAUAGACUGUGCAUUUUAUGCAUUUAUGACGAAAGUAAAUGGGUGUAAUGAAAAACUGUGGAGCUGCUGAAUGAAUUUAAGAAUAUUGUUGUAUCGUUGUUGAUUUAUGAAAAUGAUUAAAAUUACAAACUUUUUUAUUUUGCAUAAAAAUGUGCAGUCUAAUCAAAGUACUAAAUAUCUUUGGGUACCAACACGAAUAGUUAUAAUAAAUAAAUCUAGAUUUUCUUACUA
Messenger RNA from Megalopta genalis, 2022 nucleotides. NCBI's taxonomy places the organism in Eukaryota, Metazoa, Arthropoda, Insecta, Hymenoptera, Halictidae. The record is from RefSeq and is a predicted model, not a curated record.